AUGCUUCGCCCAAGGUCCGCCCGUAGGAGGACACGCCCGACCUCACGCGAGGUGUCCCGCGGACCUCCUGCCGGGCUGGGCGGCGCCCCGGGCGACUGGCGGGCGGCGAGCCUCGGGCGCGCGAGGGCAAGGAGUCGCGCCUCGCGGCGCGAGGCCUCGCGGCCCGAGCCUGUGGGAGGGCUGCCCCAGGGCGCCAUCACAUCACCACGGAGGCGCGAGGAGGAGGAGGAGGAGGAGGAGGUGGUCUUCGAACAUGAACCUCACACGAUCCACUUGUCCUCAGCAGUCUUCGGCGGAGCCUGGCCGUCUUCGCUUCUUCUGCGCGGAAGCUGGGCGUCUUCCGGUGGGAAAGGGAGCGGGCCCGGGAUAGUUGCCCCCGCGCCCUGUUGA
Molecule: messenger RNA, 390 nt
Organism: Prorocentrum cordatum
Lineage: Eukaryota; Dinophyceae; Prorocentrales; Prorocentraceae
Source: the annotation of a GenBank genome assembly